UAGUUGGAAUGUUCCGCUAGGAAGAAGGGAUUCAAGAACUGCAAGUCUGGCAACGGUUAACACCGACAUUCCCGGACCAAAUUUUAAUCUCAGUCAACUCAUCAACUCCUUCUCCAAUAAAGGCUUUAACACCACAGAAAUGGUUGCUCUCUCAGGAGCGCACACGAUUGGGCAAGCGAGGUGUACGUCAUUCCGAGGCCGUAUCUACAACGACACCAAUAUAAAUGCGACAUUUGCACAAUCAUUGCGUGCAAACUGUCGUCAAAGCGGGGACGACAACAAUCUGGCUCCGCUAGAUGAGACGACUCCGAGAUCGUUCGACAAUAAUUACUAUGCGAUCUUGCAGGGGAAAAACGGACUCCUCCAUUCCGAUCAGGAGCUAUUUACUGGAAAUGGAGGUUCCACGGACACUUCUGUAAACACUUAUGGCUCCGACCCCUCUACCUUUGCUUCGGAUUUUGCAAAUGCUAUGCUGAAAAUGAGUAAUCUCAGCCCUCUCACAGGCUCAAAUGGGGAGAUUAGGACUAACUGUACGAAAAUCAAUUGACAAAUGCCUACUCCUUGUGUGUUGUUAAUUACGUUACAAAAUAAUUAAAGUGUUGCAGUUAGCAUUUGAAUAUCGUUGUUUUGUAUCAAGGGGUGGGUCAUGGGUGGCAUCCAAGGGCAAUCUAGGAAUUACAAGCUAAUUACACAUCUAUUGUCCAAUUGUAUGUUGCUCCAGUUUAUUAUUAGAAAAAUAAUAAUUAUAUCAAAUUCAUGAAAUAAUAAUGAGCUUCCUUCUGUAAGAGCCUUUAAAGCUCAUUAAUAAAUCCUGAGUAUUUGUCAUUUGAAUUUUG
This is a messenger RNA of Cuscuta epithymum, 836 nucleotides long. NCBI's taxonomy places the organism in Eukaryota, Viridiplantae, Streptophyta, Magnoliopsida, Solanales, Convolvulaceae. The record is from the annotation of a GenBank genome assembly.